CAACGGCUCACCCCGGAAACGGUAUCCCUGCGCCCACACAGACUCCUCCAGAUAGGAAGAUAAUGGUGGGCCGGAAGCCGAUGCGCCGGCGCCGCGCCGACCACCCGCCUCCGCCGCCGCCGCAGUCCUUCGGUGCCACGGCCCGGGCGACCUCCCCCCGCUCCUCCACCUCCGCCUCCGCCGUCGCCGACCUGGACGAGCUGCUCUACACGCCGUCCGCGUCGGAGCCCCGGAGCUUCCCGCACGCGGUGAAGCAGCAGUGCUGGGAGAAGGCCGAGAAGGUGCCUGGGCGCGACCCGGAGAGGUGGCGCCGCGACGCGCUCGGCAACAUCGUCUUCCGCAAGCUCGUCGGCUGCCCCGGCUGCCUCUGCCACGACUACGACCACAUCGUGCCCUAUUCCAAGGGCGGGAAGAGCACAUUGGAGAACUGCCAGGUUUUGCAGGCUACUGUGAAUCGAUCUAAAGGGAACAAUACUGAGAUAUCCAAAUCUGAACUAGCACAGAGAAGCUCAUAUUGUCGGGUUUCAGGACGUGAUAUGGAUCUUUUUGAACUCUCUGCCUUUGGGAAUGUUCGACGAGGGCCAGAUUCAGGGGGCUGCAAAAUCCAAUGAAGAAAUGAACAUAUCUGAUGUGAUGUUAGCCAGCUUUGAGCAGUUGCCUCGAAUCUGUGAAGAGAAAGCUUGGUUGAUGGUUGUGUCAAAUAGUAUCAGUUAUUUGUCUGUAAUUUGACACUUUGACUGAAUUAUCCAAGGAAAAAUAAUCUGCUAUUUUGCAGCCCGA
Messenger RNA from Aegilops tauschii subsp. strangulata, 780 nucleotides. RefSeq lists its product as uncharacterized. Gene Ontology annotation, molecular function: zinc ion binding; endonuclease activity; nucleic acid binding. The record is from RefSeq and is a predicted model, not a curated record. Lineage: Eukaryota; Viridiplantae; Streptophyta; Magnoliopsida; Poales; Poaceae.